Monopterus albus (swamp eel) is the source of this 820-nucleotide messenger RNA. RefSeq names its product F-box and leucine-rich repeat protein 22 (gene fbxl22). Gene Ontology annotation, molecular function: protein binding. Gene Ontology annotation, cellular component: cytoplasm. The transcript has 2 exons. The record is from RefSeq and is a predicted model, not a curated record. NCBI's taxonomy places the organism in Eukaryota, Metazoa, Chordata, Actinopteri, Synbranchiformes, Synbranchidae. The coding region runs from base 1 to 687 and encodes 228 amino acids.
AUGCAUCUCACCCAGCUCAACCGUGAGUGUCUUCUUCACCUUUUCUCCUUCCUGGACAAGGACAGCCGGAAGAGUUUGUCCCUUACUUGUCACCAUCUGCGUGAGGUCUUCCUGGAACCCUGCCUCUGGAAUCUGCUCCACUUCACCUCCCCGUGCCAGCUGAGGAGGGACAACUUUGUGCUGGGAUCCUCACUACGGUACCUGACAAUUUGCUGGUAUUCCAGCAGAGUCCUGCAAGUGUGCAACAUUGAGGACUGGCUGAAGAGCUCGUUCCAGAAGGACAUUUGCAGUAAACACGAGGCCCUGGUCAGUGCUUUCCUGGCCCAUGUCUGCCACAUGUGUCCCAACCUGCGUUCCCUAACUCUGUCUGGCUGUGGACACAUCACUGACCAGGAUGUGAUUUCUGUGCUGCAGAGCUGUAAGAAGCUGUGCUGUCUCCACCUGGAGAACUGUGUCCGCAUCACAGACCGCAGUCUGGAAAGUGUGGUGGCUCAUGGAGACAGUCUGGAGGAGGUGAAGGUGGACUUUUGCAGGAACAUCUCUCAGGCAGGCCUGCAAGCUGUCAGAGACAAGAGGCCGGGCAUUCAGCUGAGUGCAGAGAGGAGCGCUGAUAUGAUUCCUGAUAGCAAGCCUGAGGAGAGGGUGCUGGUCAGGAGGACGCUGCAGAAAGUCCUGCAGUUCUCCUGAGGGUUCGGGUUGCCUCUGCAUCCUUUCACGUGAACCUAGAUUAAAGGCUUUUUUUUUGUACAUUUGGCCAUAAUUUAAGGACUUGCCUGCAUUAUUCUUUAGUUUUAUUUGUAUUUAUAUUUAAUACAGCAUC